AUGACAACCACGUUUACCGCGUUCGACUCGUACAAACUAGACACUCAGUUCAGCGACGAUGGCACAUCAUUUGUACAUACCAUCCCCGAGACAAUAUCCGGAGGGAAGGUUCGAGUGGAGAGAUGGACUAGGGUGGAGCGUAUUGGAAAAGGAACGUUUGGAAGUGUGUAUAAAGAAAAGUGUGAUAAUGGGGAUGUCCGGGCGGUGAAGGUAGUCCUUCACUCAGCUAUGAAUAUAAGGGAGUUGCUGGCCUUGACUAGGAUGACGCAGUACACAGAUCACUUCGUCCAGCUGUCUGGCUGGUUUCAGGAUGAAAGGAGCAUCUACCUAGCCAUGGAAUAUUUUCCAUGUGGGGAUUUGCAUACCCUCAUCCUCGAGAGCCAAUGCGGGCUAUCGCAGCCGCAGAUAAAGACGGUCACGAUACAGCUACUUGAGGGCCUAAAGAUUAUGCACAGUCUCAACUUUUGCCACAGAGACCUGAAACCUCAGGUGUGUAUAGACUCGCUAAUCUAUGCGGAAAUGCCAACUAACAUCGGGAAGAAUGUUCUAGCCGUCACUUGGUUCCCCCUGGUAGUAAAGAUCGCAGACUUUGGCACCACAAAAGAAGCCGGAGAUGAGACAGCCCUAAGGACUAUCGUCGGUACACCCGACUAUCUGGCUCCAGAGCUUCUCGGGGUCAUUGACACGGACACCUCCGAAUAUACGGAUGCGGUUGACAUGUGGUCAAUGGGCUGUCUGAUCUUUGCAAUGGCAACGAAGAAGACGCCGUUCCCAGGAACUAAGGGGCUUGAGGCGUUUAUUAAGGGGCUGACAUUUCCAGGGGACCGAUUAAUCGAGGCCGAACUGAAAGAGUUUAUUAUGGGCUUUAUGAGACCCCUGCCGGGCGAGAGACUAACUGCUGGACAAGCAUUAGAUCACGUGUGGCUAAGCGCAGGUGCCGAUACUUGGGAUGGGGAAACAAAUUUGAGUGUACCAGGACCCGAAAGGGCGUUAACAGGUCCUAUCAGAAUUCAGACAGGCAAUGGUUUAGGUGGUGAUUAUGACACCUGGGAUGCUCAGGAUGAAGUCGAUGGUGUACCUGCCCUGUCGAGGUCGUCGGUGGGCCAAGGGCCAAUGAUGUCUUCUGCUGGAGCACGUCGACCAGACACCAAACCUGACAUGAGACGGGUUGGAGUGGCUCUCACUGAAGCUGCCGCACAUGGGCAUCGGGAAAUUGUGCAGCGUAUGCUCGAGACAGGAGCAGAUCUCACCUUCAGAGAUCAAAACGGAAACACCGCACUCCACCGGGCGGUUCAACGAGGACAUACCGAUAUUGUACGGUUUCUACUACGGGCUGGAGCCGACGUGAUGGCAAAAGGCUUUGGCGACGCCACACCCCUCAUCAUGGCUGCUGCCUGCGGGUAUAAGGAGUUGGUUCAACUACUUGUGGACGAGGGCACGGAUAUCUCUGCCAUCGAUGGUGAAGGAUACACCGUUCUCCAUGCUGCAGCUCAGAAUGGAUAUCCAGAUCUGGUACGGUUCCUGCUAGAACGUGAAGGGGUAGAUAUAGCGUCGGGAACUGGCACAGGAGUUGCCACACCUCUGCAAGUGGCUGCACGAGCAGGUUGGAUCGAUGUGGUAAAGCUGCUGCUGGAGAAAGGAGCAAGUAUUACCGAUAAAGGUCCACGUGGAUUCACAGUACUGCAUUCAGCGGCUUCGAGAGGGGAAGCGGAGGUUGUGAAAUUGCUACUCGAUCAUGGUGCCGACUGCCGGGUUAGAACCGAUGCACUCUCGACAGCGUUAACACUGGCAGCUACCGACGGGCAUGGAAAGGUGGUGAAGCUAUUGCUGGAUCGUGGUGCCGAUAUCAUGGAAACAGGACCACAUGAGUACACGGCGCUUCAUCUAGCAGCUGAGGAAGGACAUCGUGAUGUAGUUCAGCUGCUGUUACAGCGAGGUGCAGAUAUCACUGCAACUGAGAAUGAAGGAUCUACUGCCUUGCAUCUAGCAACUGCGGCUGGAUGUUUAGAAGUAGUGGAUCUGUUGGUUGGUUGGGGCGAGGGUACCGCGAUACAAGAGAGCGGAAUUGACAAAUUUCAAAACCUACCCAUCGAUUAUACAACCACCGGCAAGGGUGACUCUCUCAUCCUUGACACAGGCCCAAAAAUCCUAGACCCGACCGUGAGGGUUGUUGGCACAUUGGAUAUGCCUAGACAGGGCGACAAAGCGGCGAUAAUGGAAGAACCUAUGGCCGAUAUUGAGCAGGAAGGAAAACCUAGGCUUCCGGAGGAGGAAAGAACGGCCGAAAGGGGAUCGAUACAGAACCAAUAUGAGGUAGACAGCUCAGAGGUGGGGGAACCUCCACUACCCAAGGGAGAGGAGGCAACGGCCGAAGGAGUACUAUUACAGGAUUCCAGGGUUGGUACUUCAUCGAAAGAGGGGCCUACACCGCCAGGGGGGGGAAGAAAUAACGUUGAAGAGGAAAGACCAGAGCCUGAAAAUGAAGAAAACUCAAGAGUUCAUGUUCAGCCAAAGCUGGAAGAGGCAGCGUCGGGGAUCAAUAUCGCAGAGUCGAGGGGAAAGCUUGGGAAAUUGAGAAUAGGUAGACGGCGUUCCAGAUCUGAUAAAAAAUCGCGGUGCGUGAUAUCAUAG
Messenger RNA from Morchella sextelata, 2631 nucleotides. RefSeq lists its product as uncharacterized. The transcript has 3 exons. Gene Ontology annotation, biological process: protein phosphorylation. The record is from RefSeq and is a predicted model, not a curated record. Lineage: Eukaryota; Fungi; Ascomycota; Pezizomycetes; Pezizales; Morchellaceae. Gene Ontology annotation, molecular function: ATP binding; protein kinase activity; protein binding. Bases 1 to 2631 code for a protein of 876 amino acids.